AAGUGCCAUGAAAAUAAACAACAGGGCGAGGCCUUCGUCCUGCAGUGGAGAUAAAUAUAGGCUGAUGAUGAUGACGGCGACACAAGGAUAAGAAUGAAAUGGGCAACACUAGCACCAGCUUUCAACAGCUCUGCUGUUGACAAUUUCUUUUUCUCAACUAUUACUGCGCGUCUUCUGUUCAAAUGCAGUAGUAAUAACUACUACGAGAGACAUUGCGACGUCUCGAACGCAAGGUCAGCAUACUCGCGAGUGUACUCACUCAUUUCAAAGGGGAGGCCACUAGGGGGCGUCGAAGAGUGCAGCAGCACGCACAUCGAGCUCCGCAAUAUUCAUGUUUUCGUUGGUUAUAGUUCCAGUAACCGACUGAAAUUGUGUUUCAUCGUCACCAUGAACUUCUGGGAACCCAAGGACACCAUCUUUCUGGGCCUAGGUACGUUUUCGGUGGCUCCAGGACCUUGAGAAGAUACCAGCCACGCAGCGUCGGAGGCGGUUGUCGGCGCGCCGCGUCGGUGCAGCGUCUGUCACACGACACCGACGCAUAUGGCGUCUCAACACCUCGCCUCUGUUGCGGCAGGCGACUCAAACGGUGUGUCGGCCCAGCGGAAACUUACCACAGAGAAAGACGACAUGGAUUUCUCUGAAUCCUUGACUUCUUGGAAUCCUACUUCUCCAACGCUUCUCCCGGACGCUGAGGAUCUGCGGCAAACUACGAGAGAACCCGACGAAGAGGGAUGGUAGACGGUGCUGACGCUCCGCCAAAAACGACAACAAGCGAAGGAACGCCUACAGGUGAAACAGAAAGAACCUUCGCAGAAGGAGCAGAACAAAUCACCCCCCAACCGCAGACGCAGGGCGCGACGGAACAAGCUCCCACCACUGCCGCGGGAUGACUUCCAAGAUUAUUCUCCGUCCACACCAAGGACUUCCGUUGAAGACUCUGACCAGCCCAAUGCUAGCAGAAGCAGUGAUCGCAGCCUGCCACAACAAAGUAAGGGGUGAGAAAUUUAUACUGUGCAUAAAACAAGGCUCAAACAUCGCAAUAGUUUCAAUACCUCAGCAAGAGACUGCUGAUCUCCUGCGCAAGAUCACAGCCCUCACAGUCAAUGGCAAGAAGCACGCGUUCAAUGCCUACGCUGCCACCAGAGAAGGCGCCGUCAAAGGAGUCAUUCAUGGGCUCGGCAUGGGCUAAAAGAGUGGGCUCGGCAGCAGCACAGCAAGCAAUAUGCUCAGAAACCCAUUCUGCUUCUUGGUGCAGGUUUUCGCUGCUCUGGUAGCCCGGCCGGCGCUGUGCACUUGCGCACAUUAUGGACUUGGCGCCGAUCACAUAGGCGACGGCGUGCACCUGCAAUUAUCGGCCAACGACUGGCGACAGAUCAACCACCUCAUCGAGACACCGUUCACAGUUUCGGCGCCUGCGCUCUCGACGCUGACGUCAUCUCACGUGGACACUCAAGCCUCGUUAAAAGACGACGCACCAGAGGAAUCAACCAGUGGGCUCGGCAGGAGCACAGCAAGCAAUAUGCUCAGAAACCCAUUCUGCUUCUUGGUGCAGGUUUUCGCUGCUCUGGUAGCCCGGCCAUCGCUGUGCACUUACACACAUUAUGGACUUGGCGCCGAUCACAUAGGCGACGGCGUGCACCUGCAAUUAUCGGCCAACGACUGGCGACAGAUCAACCACCUCAUCGAGACACCGUUCACAGUUUCGGCGCCUGCGCUCUCGACGCUGACGUCAUCUCACGUGGACACUCAAGCCUCGUUAAAAGACGACGCACCAGAGGAAUCAACCAGUGGGCUCGGCAGGAGCACAGCAAGCAAUAUGCUCAGAAACCCAUUCUGCUUCUUGGUGCAGGUUUUCGCUGCUCUGGUAGCCCGGGCCGGCGCUGUGCACUUGCGCACAUUAUGGACUUGGCGCCGAUCACAUAGGCGACGGCGUGCACCUGCAAUUAUCGGCCAACGACUGGCGACAGAUCAACCACCUCAUCGAGACACCGUUCACAGUUUCGGCGCCUGCGCUCUCGACGCUGACGUCAUCUCACGUGGACACUCAAGCCUCGUUAAAAGACGACGCACCAGAGGAAUCAACCAGUGGGCUCGGCAGGAGCACAGCAAGCAAUAUGCUCAGAAACCCAUUCUGCUUCUUGGUGCAGGUUUUCGCUGCUCUGGUAGCCCGGGCCGGCGCUGUGCACUUGCGCACAUUAUGGACUUGGCGCCGAUCACAUAGGCGACGGCGUGCACCUGCAAUUAUCGGCCAACGACUGGCGACAGAUCAACCACCUCAUCGAGACACCGUUCACAGUUUCGGAGCCUGCGCUCUCGACGGUGAUGCAUCUCACGUGGACACUCAAGCCUCGUUAAAAGACGACGCACCAGAGGAAUCAACCAGUGGACUCGGCAGGAGCACAGCAAGCAAUAUGCUCAGAAACCCAUUCUGCUUCUUGGUGCAGGUUUUCGCUGCUCUGGUAGCCCGGGCCGGCGCUGUGCACUUGCGCACAUUAUGGACUUGGCGCCGAUCACAUAGGCGACGGCAUGCACCUGCAAUUAUCGGCCAAAGACUGGCGACAGAUCAACCACCUCAUCGAGACACCGUUCACAGUUUCGGCGCCUGCGCUCUCAACGGUGACGUCAUCUCACGUGGACACUCAAGCCUCGUUAAAAGACGAUGCACCAGAGGAAUCAACCAGUGGAUUCGGCAGCAGCACAGCAAGCAAUAUGCUCAGAAACCCAUUCUGCUUCUUGGUGCAGGUUAGUCAAUAUCUUCCUGCAAAAUGUUAUCGCAGUGAUAACCGCUUCUUAGUGCUGCUGCUGUGCCCUAUCCAUGUAAAUAGUGCUGUGACAGCUUUGUCAUGUGGCGAUGUUGAGUCAAACCCUGGCCCAACGGAAAAGGAAAUGUCGCAACUUCUAUCUGGCCAAAGUAGCAUGACAGCCUCUAUCAAUAAUGUAUUGUCUAAACAGAGUAGAAUUGAAAAAGAUAUCGCUGAUUUAAAAGAGCGCAUGCUCAGUUUAGAAACUCACCUGAGCACUUUAAGCUCAUUGCAAAAUGAUGUCAUUAAUAUCAAGACAACAGUCACCGAUUUGGAAAAGAACGUCUCCAGUUUGCUAUGUAAAGUAGAUGAACUGGAAAACAGAGGUAGACGAAACAGUUUGAUCAUGUACGGCCUAAAUGAGCAAGAGGGGGAGACAAACGACAGCCUCUUGAAUAUGAUCAAAGAAGAUGUUUUUAAGGAAAGGCUGGGACUUACUAUUAAUAAUGUGGAAAGAUGUCAUAGGCUAGGAAGGAAGAAAGAAAAAGCACGCCCCGUGAUCUUGAGGUUUUUAGACUAUCGCGAUAAAAGUUCAGUGCUGAAAGAGUGCAGAAAGCUUAAAGGGACCACGGUUUCUAUAACAGAGGACUUUUCUUUGAAAGUUCGGGAGAUAAGAAUGAAAUUAUGGCAAAGCUCACAACAGGAACGUGAUCAAGGCUCCAAAGUUAAACUAGUUUUUGAUAAAUGCAGCAUAGAGUGUGAGAUGUUUGUGUGGGAUGUGGAAAAGGACUAACGCUGCAAGCUAAAAAGAAGGAGCAACUGACAUCCUAGCCAUUGCCAGUCACCAUCUUAAAUCUUAACUGCCGCAGCGUUGUCAACAAAGUAGAACAGCUUGAAGGCAUCCUUUGCUCGCUUGACCCCGAUAUCGCCGUAUUGAUGGAAACCUGGCUAAAUGAAGAUAUAUACGAUAGCGAAUUUGUCCCGAUAAACUACAGAGUAAUGCGCAAAGACCGCGAUAGAAGAGGAGGGGGCGUAGCCAUUCUCUUUAAACAUUUCCUUCAAGUUUUCGGAAUGCCAGACACCCCGGGAGUAGAAAGCGUUUUCUGCAACUUCUAUAUUAACGAUAUCAAAUACAUUCUUGGUGCCGUAUACAGGCCCCCUAACUCGGCUGUUGCAAACUUGGAAUCCUUGAGAGAAUACAUGUACACCCAGUUAAGACAAGCAGAUAAACUAAUCUUAACCGGUGAUUUUAACCUGCCGAAUGUUGACUGGAGCUCAUUCUCGUCCCGCUCCACCACAAAUAUUGAUAGUGAAAUGAUUGAUAUUGCUAUUACUUUCGAUUUAUUACAGGUAGUGAAGGAAUUCACUAGAAUCUACAAUGAUUCAAAAGCAGUUCUCGAUCUAUUCUUUGUAAGCGGAAAUGUACGAGAUGAUGUCUCAUGUAUGGUCACAGACGGCAUUUCAGAUCACCAAGCAGUGGUAUUAUCGCUGCAAUGUGCCCCUCGCAGUAAAAACGAUAAGAUUCAGUAUUACCCGAAUUUUUCUCGUGCAGAUGACGAGUCUGUAAUAGAUACACUUGCAUUUCAUCUGGAUGACUUUAAAAAUAACAAUGCUAGCAUGAACGAUCUGUGGCUUUUAUUUAAAGAUUAUUUCCAACUGCAUGCAACAGUUCGUUCCAAAGACUGCGAGGAAGACCGCGGGUUGGAAUCCCUGGAUUUCCCGGGAGACGUUGCACCAGCAACGCAAGCUUAAACGGCUUAAAAAUCGUGCAAAGAAUAAAACUUGUUCAAACUCCGAAAGGCUCAUUGAGGAAGCGUGAAAUAAUUUAAAACAAAUGAUCAUAAAUGAUAAACAGAGUUACUUUAAUGUACAGCUUCCUAGUUUUAUGAAGACGUCUCCAGGGAGAUUCUGGAGGACGAUCACUCAUUCUUCCUCGCUUUCGAUAUGUUCAUAAUAGAUGGUAAAAGUGUACACGAUGAACAGGUUGUAUGUUCUGCUUUUAACAACCAUUUCAGCAGUGUAUUUACAAAAGAUAUUGGUUAUCUGCCUUCUUUUUACAUGGAUUUGCCUUCCAUUCCUGAUAUUGUUAUUUCUGAGCAUGGUAUUUGUCACUUACUGUUAAAUAUAGAUGAAAAGAAAUCCCCCGGUCCAGAUGGUAUACCAAAUGCCUUCUUAAAACGGUAUGCCGAGUGGUGUGCAAAGUACUUGGAAAUUUUGUUUAGUAAAUCGCUUCAGGAAGGCAUGCUUCCGGAUGACUGAAAAACAGCAAUAAUCAAACCCUUACAUAAAUCGGGAAACAAGAACUGCAUAAAAAACUAUCGACCAAUUUCUCUAACUUCGACGACAUGCAAAAUUUUCGAACACGUAAUCUAUAAGCAUGUAAUUGGUUUUCUUGAUGAUCACUGCGUGCUGACGAACGCUCAGCACGGAAUUCGGCGGGGCUUUUCCACUCAGUUAGUAGAAACAAUUCAUGAUUUUGCCAAUACAAUAAAUAAACGAAAACAAACCGACGCUAUAUUCAUGGAUUUCAGUAAAGCAUUCAACAAAGUAGCCCACAGCAAAUUACUUCACAAAUCGAGUUUUAUACUUAGAAAUGAUAAACAUAUAAAAUAGAUACAAGCGUGCCUAACCAACCGCUCCCAAUUUGUUAGGAUAAACCAGACUUCCUCUGACACAAUACCUGUUGUUUCUGGCGUUCCCCAGGGAUCCGUGCUGGGUCUUCUUUUUUUCUUGCUUUAUAUAAAUGACAUUGUGAAUAAUCUAUCAGUCAAAAUUAAACUUUACGUGGAUGAUUGUAUACUUUAUGCCGAAAUUGAAUCCCCCCAAGAUCAAAUCAAGCUAAAUAGUGAUUUUGGCAAAAUAGUUGCAUGCUGCCAUCGAUGGCAAAUGUCUAUUAACUAUGAAAAAACCGUCUUUAUGAGAAUAACACUAAAGAAAAAGCCAUUUCUCUUCGACUAUUUUGCCAACAACACUUAUAUCUCCGAAGUAUCUCACUAUAAAUAUCUCGGUGUACACAUAUCUCACAAUCUUUCCUGGUCAAAACAUACUGACACUGUAAUGGCUAAUUGUCUUCGCAAAUUGUUUACCCUAAGACAGUCGUUAAAAUUCUCGACACCUGCUGUCCGCCUUCUGGCAUAUAAUGCAAUAGUUCGACCUACUUUAGAGUAUGCAAUAAUCAUCUGAGACCCCUACACAAAAACAAAUAUUGAAAAAUUAGAACGAAUUCAAAAGAAAGCUGUUCGAUUUAUCUACAAUUCUUACAGUCGAACUUCUAUAACAGAUCUCCAUAAACGUAGUGGCUUCUCUUCAAUUACAGAACAAAAUCGUGUUUCCCGAUUAAAAUUCAUUUUUCAGUUAGUGAAUGGCCACUACCGUAUUGAUACCUCACACAUUUUAACACCUGUAACUGGUUAUGCUACCCGUCAUAAACAUUCCCAAGCAGUAGCCCUGUUAACGAUGCAUAACAACUGCUUCAAAUAGUCUUAUUUUCCAAGAACAAUAGUUGAUUGGAAUAAACUUCCUGACGAAGUCGUUACACUAAAUUCUUUAUCCCUUUUUCAGGCCCGCCUGCAUUCUUGACUCUGUCGCACAUAAUUUACUUGCUUCUUUUUUCUUGCAUUCUGUCCUUUUAUUUGCUUCUUUUUGCUUGCAUUCUGUCCUUUUGUCAUGUUGAAUUCAAGCAUCGGCAAGAUUGCUUGUAAUCUAUGUUUGUAUGAGUGUACUUGUAUGUUCCCACCCUGCUAAGAUCUUGUAAAAGAUCGCAGUAUCUAUAAAUAAAUAAAUAAAUAAAAUGGACUCCCCCCGCAUACGCCCGGAGAGACAAUCAAGGCAAACCUCCGAGUGCGGACACAAGGGAUAGAAAUAAUCCAAGCAAGAAUGCUAGGGCACUCGAAGAGCACAGCUAUCACUUUCCUUGGAACGGUCCUACCGGAGUUCAUCUACUAUUGCAGUGGGGGGAUAACAUGCCAUCCAUACCGCAACUCGGUGCAAGUUUGCAAGACUUGUAACAGUGUCAGCCAUCGCACGGACGUUUUCCCGCAACUGGACACGAAAGUGUGCACAAUCUGUGGGGUUCGCGAGCCUGAAGACAAACACGACUGCUCACCACGAUGUGCCGUCUGCGGGGAGCAGCACCUUACGGGCGACCGCAGACCGCAGAUUAGGGAAAUCCACCAUAACCGAUUGGGUAGCUUUCAGAGAGAAACAGACAAACCGCACCAUGUGAUAGUACUAGAGAAUGGACGGAAUUCAUCAAGGCCAUACACAGAAGUACUACACGAGAAAUUGCGACAACGGUCGAAACACCAGCAGUCGACGGGCACUUACUACACCUGUGGGAAGCGCGGAGAAGCCUGACCAGACAGUGGAAGAGACAGAGACAUAACAGAAAGCUCAGGAUCAGGAUAGCCCAGCUUGCACAGGAAUCCAAUGAGUACGCACGGCAGCUGCAAGACACCAAUUGGUUUCAGCUUUGUGAUACACUUAAAAGAAUGCUUAGCACAAAGUUAACAUGGGCUAUUCUCUGGAGUAUGAUAAAUCCCGCAGGAACAAGGACCACCACAAGCCGAACACUGAAGUUAAUCGAACAUGA
Dermacentor silvarum is the source of this 7332-nucleotide messenger RNA. RefSeq lists its product as uncharacterized. Gene Ontology annotation, biological process: retrotransposition. The transcript has 2 exons. Gene Ontology annotation, cellular component: ribonucleoprotein complex. Gene Ontology annotation, molecular function: single-stranded RNA binding; cysteine-type endopeptidase activity. Lineage: Eukaryota; Metazoa; Arthropoda; Arachnida; Ixodida; Ixodidae. The record is from RefSeq and is a predicted model, not a curated record. The coding region runs from base 1223 to 2221 and encodes 332 amino acids.